AAUGAAAACAGAAACGGUUUAAAUGUAAGAUUUGAAGCGAAGACGUCUCAAAUCAAAAACAAGAUGGCGGUCUUAUUCGGGAACAGUUCCGGUUCCUUGGACACAACAGACUUGGCACUGCUGCAGGACAGCAUGAGUGUACAACUACAGAAUGAGGAAUUUUCGGACAACGAAUAUGGACUUCUCAACUUUGGCAAGCUGUACAUGCUUUUAGUGGAGUCAAACAGUACAAUGCAGGGAAAUAUCUCCUACGUGAAGGGGUUUCCUUCUCAGUAUUCAAGUCUGGAGAUAGCUGUCCUAUCUGUUAUUAUGACAGCUAUGAUGAUACUCGUCAUUGUAGGCAAUAUGUUGGUGAUUAUUGCUAUUGCAACUGAAAACAAUCUGACGAGUGUACAAAACUGGUUUAUCGCAUCAUUAGCGUUUGCGGACUUGAGUCUCGGGCUGAUCAUAAUGCCGUUCUCCCUAGCACAAGAGUUGUUGGGUUACUGGAUGUUUGGCAGCGUAUGGUGUGACAUGCAUGCAGCACUGGACGUACUGCUUAGUACAUCUUCAAUCAUGAAUCUCUGCCUGAUCAGUCUGGACAGGUACUGGAGUAUAACGCGGGCCCUGGAUUAUCUGAACAACAGAACACAACCCAGAGUUCUUGUAAUGAUAAUAACAGUUUGGCUUCUCAGUGCGUUCAUAUCUAUUCCACCACUGCUUGGAUGGAAACAGGCCCCUGAUAUCUCCUGGUUUGAUGAAUUAUAUCAAAAGAAAGAAGACCUGAACCUAACAUCUCAACAGUUUGGAGAACUUCUAGUCAGAGAGAUGAGUUAUGAUGAAUUUACUAACUUUACAAAAACGCUGGAAGAUGUCGUUUUCCCUAAAUGUCAGGUUAGUGACGAGGUAGGGUACGUGAUUUACUCAGCUCUGGGUUCCUUCUACAUCCCCUCCUGUAUCAUGGUAUUUGUGUACAUCAAGAUCUACUACGCAGCCAGAGCAAGAGCCAGAAGACAUAUCAAACCUAAGCCUAGCCCAACAAAAAUGAGUAAUCUAAAGGAGUACAGUAUGCAGUUGAGACAGGGAGAUCUCAAUCCUUGGAAACAUAAGCGUCUCGCACAGGCCAAAUCCUACCCGGGCACGGUACCACCAACUGACCCGGCUCUCAUCAACGGGAAACCAAAAAAGGUUUUGUUGGGAUUAAGCGAAGAAGAAAAGGAAUUAUGCAAAAAGAGCAUCUGCGAGUCGAUGCCUCUGAAUGGAGAUACGGAUAUAAAUGGAGUUCAUAAGGAGGGGGUGGAGGGGAAUGGACUUGGAGCAACCCCUGAAGAAGGAGCUCAGUGUGUAGGGGGAGUAAUGGUGGCAGGAGCAGAAGGAGGAGCGGAAGGAGUAAAGGGGGAAAGGAGAACUAGGUUUGAAGAAGAUGAAAAUCAGGAACGAUCCUCUUCAGAUUCCAGUUUUGACAGAUGUGGUCCAAUGAGGCCCGGCAGUAUAUUUCACAAGCUGAGGCUAGGACGAAGAUACAAACUGAGAAUUUCAAUGAAGGAUAAAAUGAGGAUUGUAACUGCUGAAGGGAGAGGGGAAGGGAAAGGAGGAGGGGACAGGGGAAGGGAAAAGAUGAGAGGACAGGGGAUGGAAGGGGAAGAUGGGUGGGGGGAGGCGAUGAUUAUUAAAGAGCGAGAUCGAAGAAAAUUGGCGAGAAAGAAGGAGCGACGUGCAACUCUGAUUUUAGGAUUGAUCAUGGGAGCGUUCAUUGCUUGCUGGCUUCCCUUCUUUAUCCUCUACCUGAUUGGUCCAGUUUGCCCAGUCUGCCAACCUGGAUUAGAAUCAAGUUGCUGCGUAGAGUCAUGGUCCUUCUCAUUUGCAUUCUGGUUGGGUUACAGCAACAGCGCACUUAAUCCAGUAAGUUUUUUUGUUAAAUAUUUCUAUCAGUCUAUUUUAUACUUAUGUUAAUCUUUAGACAUUUUGAUUUUAUAUUUUGAUAACAUUUUGAUCAAGUUUUAUAAUGCUUCAAUCAGUUUUUAAAGUAAUUCCGAA
This is a messenger RNA of Eurytemora carolleeae, 2016 nucleotides long. Its product is annotated as alpha-2C adrenergic receptor. Bases 64 to 1932 code for a protein of 622 amino acids. NCBI's taxonomy places the organism in Eukaryota, Metazoa, Arthropoda, Copepoda, Calanoida, Temoridae. The record is from RefSeq and is a predicted model, not a curated record. The transcript is spliced from 21 exons. Gene Ontology annotation, biological process: adenylate cyclase-activating adrenergic receptor signaling pathway. Gene Ontology annotation, cellular component: membrane. Gene Ontology annotation, molecular function: G protein-coupled amine receptor activity.